GAGUGGGCCUACCGCAUGAGGACCUCUGUUGUGCUCUUGGAAAAGUCUUCCAAGGAUUUUAUGAAACUUUUGGGGCAAUUUGAAACAGCACAAGCUGGUUCUUUCCCAUUUGUCAGCUGUGCUUCACACCCCACAUUUCUCUUUGCCUUCACUUGCGAGGCCGACCAGUGCACAGGACUUCAGGGCUUCCUGGUCUUCCACAGCUUUGGGGGCGGCACCGGCUCUGGCUUCACCUCGCUCUUGAUGGAGCGGCUCUCUGUUGACUACGGCAAGAAAUCCAAGCUGGAGUUCUCCAUCUACCCAGCCCCCCAGGUGUCCACAGCCGUGGUCGAGCCCUACAACUCCAUCCUGACCACCCACACCACCCUGGAGCACUCAGACUGUGCUUUCAUGGUGGACAACGAAGCCAUCUAUGACAUCUGCCGUCGCAACCUGGACAUCGAGCGCCCCACCUACACCAACCUCAACCGCCUCAUCAGCCAGAUCGUCUCUUCCAUCACAGCCUCCCUGCGCUUCGACGGGGCCCUCAACAUGGACCUGACGGAGUUCCAGACCAACCUGGUGCCCUACCCUCGCAUCCACUUCCCCCUGGCCACCUACGCGCCCGUCAUCUCUGCAGAGAAGGCCUACCACGAGCAGCUGUCGGUGGCCGAGAUCACCAAUUCCUGCUUCGAGCCUGCCAACCAGAUGGUGAAGUGCGAUCCCCGCCAUGGCAAGUACAUGGCCUGCUGCCUGCUGUACCGUGGAGACGUGGUGCCCAAGGAUGUCAACGCCGCCAUUGCUGCCAUCAAGACCAAGCGCAGCAUUCAAUUUGUGGACUGGUGUCCCACGGGCUUCAAGGUUGGGAUCAACUACCAGCCGCCCACUGUGGUGCCCGGGGGUGACCUGGCCAAGGUGCAGCGUGCUGUGUGUAUGCUGAGCAACACAACCGCCAUUGCCGAGGCCUGGGCCCGCCUGGACCACAAGUUCGACCUGAUGUAUGCCAAGAGGGCGUUUGUGCAUUGGUAUGUGGGCGAGGGCAUGGAGGAGGGUGAGUUCUCCGAGGCCCGGGAGGAUAUGGCUGCCCUGGAGAAGGAUUACGAGGAGUUAGGUGUGGAUAGUGUGGGGGGGAGGGGGGAGAAGGAGGGGGUUUAAUACUAGGGGGAUGCUUUUGUGUCU
Molecule: messenger RNA, 1158 nt
Organism: Rhinolophus ferrumequinum (greater horseshoe bat)
Lineage: Eukaryota; Metazoa; Chordata; Mammalia; Chiroptera; Rhinolophidae
Product: tubulin alpha-8 chain-like
Exons: 1
Coding region: 16-1134 (372 amino acids)
Biological process (GO): mitotic cell cycle; microtubule cytoskeleton organization
Cellular component (GO): cytoplasm; microtubule
Molecular function (GO): GTP binding; structural constituent of cytoskeleton
Source: RefSeq, a predicted model, not a curated record